Molecule: messenger RNA, 297 nt
Organism: Sclerotinia sclerotiorum 1980 UF-70
Lineage: Eukaryota; Fungi; Ascomycota; Leotiomycetes; Helotiales; Sclerotiniaceae
Exons: 2
Coding region: 1-297 (98 amino acids)
Biological process (GO): copper ion transport
Cellular component (GO): cytosol
Molecular function (GO): copper chaperone activity; metal ion binding
Source: RefSeq, a predicted model, not a curated record
AUGGCAGACACGGAAGUAAACACACCGGCUCCCUUGAUCGCGGAAGAGGGCGAACAUACAUAUAAAUUCGGGAUUACGAUGACUUGUGGCGGGUGCUCGGGAGCCGUGGAUAGAGUGCUUAAGAGGUUGGAUGGAGUCCGCGCUUAUGAAGUAGAUCUUACCGGUCAAACGGCAACAGUAAUCGCAAAACCAGAAUUGGAUUAUGAGACUGUGUUGAGUAAGAUUGCGAAGACGGGGAAGAAAAUUAAUACGGCGGAGGCGGAUGGAGAGGUUAGGAGUGUGGAGGUUAAGGAGUAG